CCCGCCCCCCGCCCGCGCCCGCGCCCCGCGCCCCGCGCCUCCGCCUCCAGGCCCCGCGCCCCGCGCCCCCGCGCGCCCGGCCCUCCGCCGCCGCCGGCCCGGACAUGGCCGCCAACAUGUACAGGGUCGGAGACUACGUCUAUUUCGAGAACUCUUCUAGCAACCCGUACCUGAUCCGCAGAAUCGAGGAACUCAACAAGACCGCCAACGGGAACGUGGAGGCCAAGGUGGUGUGCUUCUACCGGAGGCGGGACAUCUCCAGCACCCUCAUCGCCCUGGCCGACAAGCACGCCACUCUGUCAGUCUGCUAUAGAACCGGACCGGGGGCCGACAGCGGCGAGGAAGGGGAGACGGAGGAGGAGGUGGAGAACCCCGAAACGGCGGACCUGCCUGAGAAGCUCAAGCACCAGCUGCGGCACCGCGAGCUGUUCCUCUCGCGGCAGCUGGAGUCGCUGCCGGCCACUCACAUCAGAGGGAAAUGCAGCGUCACCCUGCUCAACGAGACGGAGUCGCUCAAGUCCUACCUGGAGCGGGAGGAUUUCUUCUUCUAUUCUCUAGUCUACGACCCCCAGCAGAAGACCCUGCUGGCAGAUAAGGGAGAGAUCCGCGUGGGGAACCGGUACCAGGCGGACAUCACCGACCUGCUGAAGGAAGGUGAGGAGGAUGGCCGAGACCAGUCCCGACUGGAGACCAAGGUGUGGGAGGCCCACAACCCCCUCAUAGACAAGCAGAUCGACCAGUUCCUGGUGGUGGCCCGCUCUGUGGGCACCUUCGCAAGAGCUCUGGACUGCAGCAGCUCCGUCCGACAGCCCAGCCUGCACAUGAGCGCCGCGGCCGCCUCCCGGGACAUCACCUUGGUGAGGGGGCUGCAUGCUGGGGCGUCUGCACAGGACCCCGUCCGGUUGUUGCCGGGGCCAGCUGUGUCCGGGCUCCCGGCAGGUGGCUCCAUGAGGCUGGGGUCGUCCAUCCAUCCCGUGCCCUCCCGGAGAGCCCACCGGGCUAGGCGUGGGAGCGAGCCCCCCUCCAUCUCUCCUGCGCCCCCGCUGCCUCCUGCGACUGUCCUCAUCUCUUCCCGGGUGGGUGGGCUGGCCAGCCCUGCCUGGGGCGCCUGCGGGUCCUCGCAGCAGCUGGGACCCGACCCGGGUGACCUCCGCGUGUCCUGCUACAUACAGUUCCAUGCCAUGGACACGCUGCACAAGAGCGUGUACGACGUUGCCAAGGCCAUCUCGGCGCUGGUGCCACAGGGCGGGCCCGUGCUCUGCAGGGACGAGAUGGAAGAAUGGUCCGCCUCGGAGGCCAGCCUUUUCGAGGAGGCCCUGGAGAAGUACGGGAAGGACUUCACGGACAUUCAGCAAGACUUUCUGCCGUGGAAGUCGCUCACCAGCAUCAUCGAGUACUACUACAUGUGGAAGACCACCGACAGAUACGUGCAGCAGAAACGCUUGAAAGCAGCGGAGGCGGAGAGCAAGUUAAAGCAAGUGUAUAUUCCCAACUAUAACAAGCCAAACCCGAACCAGAUCAGCGUCAAUAACGUCAAGGCAGGCGUGGUGAAUGGGGCCGGGGCGCCAGGCCAGAGCCCUGGGGCCGGCCGAGCCUGCGAGAGCUGUUACACCGCCCAGUCUUACCAGUGGUAUUCUUGGGGUCCCCCUAACAUGCAGUGUCGCCUCUGCGCCUCUUGCUGGACAUAUUGGAAGAAAUAUGGUGGCUUGAAAAUGCCAACCCGGUUAGAUGGAGAGAGGCCAGGACCAAACCGCAGUAACAUGAGCCCCCAUGGCAUCCCAGCGCGGAGCAGCGGGAGCCCCAAGUUCGCCAUGAAGACGAGACAGGCCUUCUACCUGCACACCACCAAGCUCACACGCAUCGCCCGGCGCCUGUGCCGAGAGAUCCUGCGCCCGUGGCACGCGGCCCGACACCCCUACAUGCCCAUCAACAGCGCGGCCAUCAAGGCUGAGUGCACAGCCCGGCUGCCUGAAGCCUCCCAGAGCCCACUGGUGCUGAAGCAGGCCGUGCGGAAGCCUCUGGAAGCUGUGCUCCGGUACCUAGAGACCCACCCCCGCCCCCCCAAGCCCGACCCCGUGAAGAGCGUGUCCGGUGUGCUCAGCGGCCUGACCCCUGCCAAGUCGGCCCCCGUCAUCAACAACGGCUCCCCCACCAUCUUGGGCAAGAGGAGCUACGAGCAGCACAACGGGGUGGACGGCAACAUGAAGAAGCGCCUCUUGAUGCCCAGUAGGGGCACUUACCUGGGUCUGGCGAACCACGGGCAGACCAGGCACAUGGGACCAAGCCGGAACCUCCUGCUCAAUGGGAAGUCCUACCCCACCAAAGUGCGCCUGAUCCGGGGGGGCUCCCUGCCCCCUGUCAAGCGGCGGAGGAUGAACUGGAUCGAUGCUCCUGACGAUGUGUUCUACAUGGCCACCGAGGAAACCAGGAAGAUCCGCAAGCUGCUAUCGUCCUCGGAGACCAAGCGUGCCGCCCGUAGGCCCUACAAGCCCAUCGCCCUGCGCCAGAGCCAGGCCCUGCCCCUGCGGCCGCCCCCACCGGCCCCUGUCAAUGACGAGCCCAUCGUCAUCGAGGACUAGGUGCCCCGCUGCCCGGCGAGGCCACUCCGACCACAGCCCGCGCCCCCGCCCGCCCGCCCGCCCCUGCCCGGUUUUGGUAGUGCUCCCCCCCCCCCCCCCCCCCCCCCCCCCCCCCCCCCCCCUGCAGAGAAACUGCUCCUCCGGGCGCCUCGGGGGCAAGUGCCCCUUCACUUACUCCCAGAAAGCCCGGGAGUCGUUUUUAGCUUUGUGUUUACUUUUUGGCCGGAGCGGAGCUGAGGAGCCGCCCGGGAGCCCGCACCACCCUGUGGGCCUCGCGUGCGGCCGCAAGUUUUGUUGUGUUCUGUUGAAGGUGCCAUUUUAAAUUUUAUUUUUAUUACUUUUUUUGUAGAUGAACUUAAGCUCUGUAAACUUACAUCUGGAAUGUUAGGAUCGGCAUGGCCAGCGGCCGCCGAGCUGCCUGGUGGGGUUGGCCCCUGGUCUUUUCAAGUAAUUUUCAUAUUAAAAAAAAACAAAGAAAAAAAAAGUUAUAAAAAGAAAAAACCAA
This is a messenger RNA of Leopardus geoffroyi (Geoffroy's cat), 3084 nucleotides long. RefSeq names its product metastasis associated 1 (gene MTA1). Gene Ontology annotation, cellular component: nucleoplasm; NuRD complex. Gene Ontology annotation, molecular function: chromatin binding; sequence-specific DNA binding; transcription coactivator activity. Bases 105 to 2579 code for a protein of 824 amino acids. The transcript is spliced from 21 exons. The record is from RefSeq and is a predicted model, not a curated record. Gene Ontology annotation, biological process: response to ionizing radiation; negative regulation of transcription by RNA polymerase II; double-strand break repair. NCBI's taxonomy places the organism in Eukaryota, Metazoa, Chordata, Mammalia, Carnivora, Felidae.